AUGGAAGCCGCGGCGGAUCAAGGAGUUCCCGCUUCCGGAGGCAACGGCGAAGCUCUGACGUUGCCGCCACCGCUGCCGCUGGGGGUGCGGCUCCAGGUGGGCGGGCUCACGGUCGCCAUCGACGCCGUGGAGCGCCGCGACGGCACCGUCAACCGCUGCCUCUACUCGGUGAUCGACCGCCUCCUGAGCGCGCGCGCCAACCCGCGCCCGGACAGCUCCGGCGUCCGCUCCUACGACUUCACCAUCGACGCCUCCCGCGGCAUCUGGGCGCGCGUCUUCGCCCCCGUAGCCGCCGCGGCGCCGCUGCCCGUCAUCGUCUACUACCACGGCGGCGGCUUCGCGCUCUUCUCCCCGGCCAUCGGGCCCUUCAACGGCGUGUGCCGCCGCUUCUGCAGCCAGAUCGGCGCCGUGGUCGUGUCCGUCAACUACCGGCUCGCCCCGGAGCACCGGUACCCCGCGGCGUACGACGACGGCGUCGACGCGCUCCGCUUCAUCGACGACGCCGGCGCCGUCCCGGGCCUCGGCGACGACGUACCCGUAGACCUAUCCAGCUGCUUCCUCGCCGGGGAGAGCGCCGGCGGGAAUAUCGUCCACCACGUCGCCAACCGCUGGGCCGCCGAGCACCAGCCCUCCGCCAAGUCCGUCCGCCUUGCCGGGAUCUUUCCCGUGCAGCCCUACUUCGGCGGCGAGGAGAGGACGGAGUCGGAGCUCAGGCUGGAGGGCGUGGCGCCGGUGGUGAACCUCCAGCGCUCCGACUUCUCGUGGAAGGCGUUCCUGCCCGUGGGCGCCACCCGCGACCACCCGGCGGCGCAUGUGACCGACGAGAACGCCGAGCUGGCCGAGGCGUUCCCGCCCACGAUGGUGGUGGUUGGCGGGUUCGACCCGUUGCAGGACUGGCAGCGCCGGUAUGCCGACGUGCUGCGGCGGAAGGGGAAGAAGGUCCAGGUGGCCGAGUACCCUGACGGCUUCCACGGGUUCUACGGCUUCCCGGAGCUCCCCGACGCCGGCAAGGUCCUGCAGGAGAUGAAGGCCUUCGUGGACAGCAACCGGACGGCGCCGAAAUCCACCACGCCAUGAGGAAGAAGCUGAGAAAACCAAUGGUUGGUGUGAUCGGUGCCAUUGCAAACUGUAGAACGUGUGUGCAUGCAUGGAAAAUGUGGAAACGGAAUAAUAUUU
Molecule: messenger RNA, 1176 nt
Organism: Lolium rigidum
Lineage: Eukaryota; Viridiplantae; Streptophyta; Magnoliopsida; Poales; Poaceae
Product: probable carboxylesterase 18
Exons: 1
Coding region: 1-1077 (358 amino acids)
Molecular function (GO): hydrolase activity
Source: RefSeq, a predicted model, not a curated record